Molecule: messenger RNA, 1722 nt
Organism: Theileria equi strain WA
Lineage: Eukaryota; Apicomplexa; Aconoidasida; Piroplasmida; Theileriidae
Product: methionine-tRNA synthetase, putative
Exons: 1
Coding region: 142-1722 (526 amino acids)
Biological process (GO): methionyl-tRNA aminoacylation
Molecular function (GO): methionine-tRNA ligase activity; ATP binding
Source: RefSeq, a predicted model, not a curated record
ACUUCCCAGAAAUUUACCCUCUCAAAAAAAUUCUUCUAGGUAGUAAUUUCCAGCUUACCAUUGGAAGAAGGUCUAUUAUUACUGCUAUAGUAGCAAGUUCGUUUCGUCUUCUCAAAAGUUUCUUCUCAUCAUAGUUUAAAGAUGAGCGAACAUAACACUGGCGUGAAACACGAUCACUGUGGCUGCCCCGUCUCUUCAUGUGGAGGUAGGGAUAAGCCGUAUUUCAUCACAUCGGCUAUUCCAUACGUGAAUGGCUGUCCGCAUAUUGGUCAUGCCUACGAAUCCAUAUGUUGCGAUGUAGUUGCACGUUAUAAACGGGUUUUUGGACGCAAGGUCCUGAUGACCACAGGAACCGACGAACAUGGAGAAAAGGUCGCUAGUACUGCCACCGCCCAGGGAGUCACAGUGGAGGAACUAUGUGAACGCAACUCCAACGAAUUUAAGAAGAUGUACGGAAGACUACUCAUCUCUUAUGAUGAUUUCAUAAGGACUACGGAAGAGAGGCAUAUUACAUCUGCUCAGAAGGGUUGGAAGAAAGUGGCAGAAAGGGGUGACAUUUAUCUUGGAACACUCAAAGGUUGGUACAGUGUACGUGAGGAGAGAUUCAUCCCAGAGGAAGAAGCUAAACUGACAGACUACUGUGACCCAUGUUCUAAGGUUAAGUAUAAUCCAGUUGAGGAACCGAGUUAUUUCUUUAAGCUGGAUAACCAUAGAGAGAAACUAAUUGAGCAUAUUGAGACGCAUCCAAAGUUCAUCAUGCCUGUAGAUGUUAGAGAUGAUAUACUGAAGAAGUUGAAGAGUGGUAAAAUAGACGAUCUUUCAAUCAGCAGGACAAGUUUCUCUUGGGGAAUUCCAGUUCCUGGCGAUGAUAAACAUGUCAUAUAUGUUUGGUUUGAUGCUUUGUCCAACUUCGCAACGGUAGCUGGACUGAAAGACUAUGAGAGCUUUAAGGACUUCAAUGAGAAGUCUGUAUGGCCUAUAGACAUCCAGUUUAUUGGAAAGGAUAUUUCUUGGUUCCACUCAGUUAUUCUUCCGUGUAUGUUACUGGCUAUGGAUCUCGACCUGCCAACAACAAUAUUUUCUCAUGGAAUUAUUCUGGGUCCGGACGGUCAAAAGAUGAGCAAGUCCCUUGGAAAUGUUAUUAACGCCGCUGAUUUGCUGGAUAACUAUGGUGUAGAACCCCUGAGAUAUUACAUCAUCAGAAACUCCGUUCUUGGCGAAGACAUGCGUUUUGACAUUGGUGAAAUGUGUCAAAUGUACAAUGAAGAAGUUGUAGAGAAUGUAGGUGGCCUGUUGGAUGAUGUACUGAGCCUAGCUGACAAACACCAUGAUGGCAAAGUCCCUGCCCUGGUGGAAGAUCUACCCAAGCCGUUCGAACCAAUCGCAGUUUCAAGAGCUGUAGUCGGGUUUGUUGCAGAUUUUGACUUCAGAAGUGCUAUACUCACAACCAUUGAUGCUUUCAAAAAAUGCAGAGAACACUUUGAAGGACACCUGUCAGGAUCUGUUGUAGAGGCAGGUCAUGUCCGACUUUUGUUAGAGUCAGUUUAUUUCUUAUCUCACUUUUUGGCACCCCUUGUUCCUUUGUCUUGUGAAAAGGUAUUUUCACAAUUGGAUGCAGAGCAGAAGACUGUUAAAACACUGUCUCACAGUUUUAAUAAUUUAGUAGAGGGGACAAAAUUAGACCUAUCGCUAAAGGCAUUCUCCAAAGUAUUGCAUGAGUAG